Molecule: messenger RNA, 1788 nt
Organism: Zea mays
Lineage: Eukaryota; Viridiplantae; Streptophyta; Magnoliopsida; Poales; Poaceae
Exons: 1
Coding region: 582-1484 (300 amino acids)
Source: RefSeq, a predicted model, not a curated record
CACGUCGAUAUUAUCCAAAGGAGGCAUCUUUGCAACUUCUAAAAAAACAAACAAACAAAAAACUUCGAACCUAGAACUAGAACGAGCAUCCGAGCAAGGCACCAAAUGACCUAUGCAUGGACGAUGCCGUGUCGACGAGCCGGCCCGUGGGUUGCGUUGCAUUGACGUCAAGCGUCAGUGCGUGUCAUGCAUGUCGGCGUGCCCCCAUCGACCUCUCCGCCCCGUCGUGGCCCUACGUGAGCGCAUGGGUCACCAUAACCUUCCCUCGUCGUCGUCCAGCUCGAUCCAUGCAUCGAUGCUCCCAAGGAAGCCCAAACAAGACAGAACUGCUAAAUAGCUGAUGACCCCGAGAACGUCCAAGCAUCAUCAGCCAGACAGCCACCCGGACCGGACGUAUAUCUUGGGGCGCCGCCGCCGGCAGAUCGCAUACGGCGACACGAACAACGGAAGAGGGCAAUAUAUCUACACCACCACGCCGCCUCCAGCCAGCCUCCCUUCUCGUUUGCUUUCCUUCUGCUAGCUCGCCGAUCCGAUCGGUCCUCUUCUACACUCUUCCAUCGAGCUAGUGCCAUCCAUGAUCCAUGGCGCACGGCGCCACGGUUCCGCUGGGCAAAUCGAUGCGGCGCGCGCUGCGGACCGCCAUCGGCAUACCCAAGAAGAAUAAGCCGCCGCCGCCGCCGCUGUUGCCAAACGGCAGCGGCAGGGACCCGGGCGUGUCCAUGGAGCUGAGCAGCUCGUCGUCGGUGGCGGCGAGGAAGGAGGCGGUGGUGCGGGUGGUGAUGCGCGGCGGGGUGGUGGAGGUGUACCCGGGCGUGGUGCUGGCGUGCACCGUCAUCCGGAACCACCCGCCGGGGCUGUGCCUGGCGCACCCGGACGUGUUCCGCAACCCGCACGGCGCCGUCGUCCGCCCGCUCGAGCCGCUCUUCCCCGGCCAGAAGUUCCUGCUGCUCCCCGAGACCACCGUGGUCCGGCUCAAGCAGAGGAUCCCGGAGAGCUCCAUCGGCGCCUUCGCGGACGAGGAGGAGUACGGCGACGAGGACGAGACGUCGUCGUCCUCCUCCUCCUCGGAGGCUGACGAGGUUGGCGCCAUGACGGCGUGCAGCGCCAGGGAUUACUUCGUGGCCAGGGACCGGUGGUCGGAGUGCCGCUUCAGGAGGCUCGUGGAGCAGGGGUUCGCCGUGGAGCCGAGCAAGGACGGCGACGACGACGACGACGAGCCGGCCGAGAGGGAGAAGGACAGGGCAAGGGCGACGACGAAGAAGGGGAACAGGAAGAGGCGGAAGGGGAGGCGGCGGAGAGACCGUCGUAGUAGUCCGGUGCCCCAGCUGCUGCCGGUGGGGCUCAGGGGAUUCGCGACGGCGAGGAGGACGUGGGAGCCCAGCCUGCCGUCCGUGGAGGAGGAGGAGGAGGAGGCCGCCGUCUCUCCUCGCCACCGUCCUCCGUCGGGGGCCAACAAAAGGUCAUGCAUGAACCGCUAUCAGUAAGCUGACCAGUGGUGUUCGUUGUUACACUUUUGCUUGCACUUGCACAUAGUCGUGUCGUCGUCAUGGUGUCCUGAGGACAGUUCAAAGCGGCCGGCCGAUCACUCUCUGCACAUACAGUGCUCUGGCCUCUCUGGUCCGAUCCGUGUGCGUGCGGCUUGACCUUGUUGUGAUCGAUCAUCGUGUCGUGCGCGCAUUGGUGUUUUCGAUCGUGGUGGUAUUGGCAAUGCGUCUUUACUAGCUGUCUCAUCAUGCAUACAUAAACAACUCUACGUUGUCUCGUAAAAAACCUUAGUUCUACUUGAAA